AUGCAAGGAACAAUCACAUCCUUGUACAACGUUGGAUGUUUCUUCGGCGCGAUCUCAGGUUCAUGGAUUGGCUCGUACUUGGGACGCAAGCGAUCUGUCAUCCUGGGUACUACAGUCCUGGUCAUUGGGGCUGUCCUGCAGAUGUCGGCUUUCAGCGUGCCCCAUAUGAUUGUCGGGCGUCUGGUUGCCGGCCUCGGAAACGGUCUGAAUACUGCAACGGCUCCCGUUUGGCAGAGUGAGACUACCCAGGCCAAAUGGCGAGGCAAGCUUGUGGUGCUGGGUCUGGUGGUCAACGUUGCCGGUUUCUCCCUGGCUAACUGGGUCACCUUUGGCUUUUCCUACCUGGAGGGCAGCAUAUCUUGGCGUUUGCCUCUCGCACUCAAGCUGAUCUUCUGCCUGGUCAUUCUCGGCACCGCACCCUGGCUGCCCGAGUCUCCGAGAUGGCUUAUCUCCAAGAACCGUAUCGAGGAGGCUGAUAUCAUCCUCGCCGAUCUGAAGGGAGACAGCGACGUGGCGAGUCCCGCUGUUCUGGCUGAGCGUAACGAGAUUGUCCGCGCGUACAAACAAGAAACCGAAAACGCGAUGACUUGGUCUCAACUCUUCCGAGGAGCGUCGGAAAAGGGGGGUUCUGGAGCUCUGCGCCGUUUCAUGCUUGGGCUAGGUACUCAGCUCAUCGUUCAGUUGUCUGGUAUCAACGCCACUUCGUACUAUCUCCCGACGGUCUUGAUAGAGUCUGUUGGGCUUGAGGAGAAGCUUGCUCGUCUCCUAACCGCCGCCAACUCUGUCCACUACAUCUUCUUCUCAUAUCUGGGAAUGAUGCUGAUUGACAAGUGGGGUCGCCGUGGUGCUAUGAUCUAUGGGACCUCAGGCUGCUUGGUUUGCUACAUCAUCCUUACAGUCCUCAUUAGGACCGGCCAAUACGCGACAGACGAGGGACUGAAGUAUAGGGUUGGCGCAGCAGCUGUGUCAAUGAUCUUCCUGUUCUACGCCAUAUUCGGUGCUGGGUGGCAAGGCACUGCAUGGCUUUACAACACUGAAAUUAACUCAUUGGCUAUGCGAAUGAAGGGUGCUUCAGCCAGUGUUGCCGCUCAAUGGGCAGUCAACUACAUGGUCGUCCAGAUUACCCCCAUCGGCAUUGAAACACUGGGCUGGAGGUUCUACCUGAUUUGGGUUUUCAUGCAGUUCUUCUCCCUGCCCAUUCUGUACGUCUUCUAUCCGGAGACUGCGAACAGAAGGCUUGAAGACAUCGACAUUGUGUUUGAGGAGGGCUUGAGAACAUGGGUGUUUCUUGACAAGGAAGCUACGCAAGUCGAACGCCCCCGCCGAUUUAUCGUCAUGGAGGAGGAAGAGGUUGCCGACGCCGCCAAAGACAUCAAGACCAAGAUCAAUGACCAGGAAUUUGAACAGGUUGAUCACCCGGUUCAGUCUACUAUUACUAAGUAG
Molecule: messenger RNA, 1443 nt
Organism: Colletotrichum karsti
Lineage: Eukaryota; Fungi; Ascomycota; Sordariomycetes; Glomerellales; Glomerellaceae
Exons: 2
Coding region: 1-1443 (480 amino acids)
Biological process (GO): carbohydrate transport; transmembrane transport
Cellular component (GO): membrane
Molecular function (GO): carbohydrate:proton symporter activity
Source: RefSeq, a predicted model, not a curated record